This is a messenger RNA of Closterium sp. Naga37s-1, 7550 nucleotides long. Lineage: Eukaryota; Viridiplantae; Streptophyta; Zygnematophyceae; Desmidiales; Closteriaceae. The record is from the annotation of a GenBank genome assembly.
CAGGCUGUUCCCUGAGCACGUCCGCCCUCUUUGUCCAUCCCAAGGGCACCCUCUCCGCCUGCUGCGGCUCCCAGGACAGCCCCUGCGGUUCACUGGAAGCAGCGUUAGCAAGCAUCCCUGCUGCUGGGAAUGGGAGUGGGGGUAGCAACAGCAGCAGUGGCAGCGGUGGGAGGUGGUGUGGGCAGCAGCAGCCGGUGCUGGUGGUGAAGCAUUUAAGUGUGCUCAAUGGAGUCACAACGGGGAGUGGGGGCUGCCUGCUGUUGGAUGGGUACCGUGCAGUGCUCAGGUGUGUAUUGCGGUGCUGUGCGGUGUCGCUCAGUGUCUCUCUUAGCAGCAGCAGGGUGCGGGGCGGUGGCGUUGGCGGGGGAUUGUACGUGGGGGCAGGGGCGAGAGUGUCUCUGAAAGGGGCGAAUUUCGAAGGGUGCUACACGGAGAGGGAGGAGGGCGUGGCAGGGGGGUACGGCGGGUGCAUUGCUUCCUUCUCUGCGUCCAAUCUCACCAUUGAAGACUCGAGCUUCACUGGGUGCAAGUCGAUGGCAGGGGGGGCAAUCAACGAGUUCAACUCCUCAACCACCAUCGCCAAUACCACCUUCACUGCCUGCACAGCCGACCAGGGCGCCGACUUCUCAGUCUUCCCCUCGGGAGGCGCCAUUCUCUUCAACACCUCCCUGCUCAUGCACGUCCGGGACUCCUCCUUCCGCCGCUGCGUCUCGACUUUUACUGGCGGGGCGAUCAGUGUGCAAUCGGCCGUGGCGCCGCUGACAGUCAUGGGGAGUGUGUUUGAGGGGAACCAGGCGUUCAUGCAGGGGGGGUGCUUGGAGCUCAUUAUGCUGCCGGGGGUCACUCAGAUUCUGGACUGUCAAUUCAUCAACAACGUUGUGACCAACGUGCCAUCCUUCGCAGCAGCAGUGGUGUCCUACGGUGCAGCCCUCACAGUGCGCGCCUGCCUCUUCCACUCCAACGCCGCCUCGCCCAUGCCUGCUGGCGACGGCAGCGCGUCAGCCACGUACCUGUCGCAGGGAGCAGCGUUGAUGGUCUUUGCCUUCAUGGACCCCUUAUUCCCGAUUACCAUCGCUGAUUCGACCUUCAGAAACAACUCGGCGGGGCAGGGGGCUGCAGUGUAUCUGGACGCAGGCAAUGUGACUGUGACGAAUUGCUCCUUUAUAGAGAACGGCGACCACGGCAAUUCCAAGAUCGGUGGAGCCAUGGUUUCCCGUGCCACCACCGCGCUCACCAACUGCACGUUCCACGGCAACAGGGCGGCCAGCCAGGCGGGGGCGCUGCACUUCAUGCCGUACGGCCCGCUCACCAUCACCAACUGCUCCUUCUCUAACAACUCCGUGUUACUCGCCCAGGGCGGCGCAAUUAACGUCUACCCGGGCCUGUUACCGGUAUACAUAUCAGGCAGCCGGUUUGAGGGCAACAAGGCAGGGCUAUCCCGGGGAGGUGCUAUCUACAGCGAGAGCACGGAAAUGGUUUUUACAGACGUGGUCUUCCAGGGGAACGAGGCUGGUUUACAAGGCGGGGCAGUCACAGCCUACGGGGCGGAAUCUGAAGGAAAGCCUGCCACGGUGACCUUCACCAGAUGCACCUUCCAGGGCAACCGGGCGGCGCUGGGGGGAGGUGCUAUCUACUCGGGGCUGAGCGUGGGCAUGCGCAUGGAUGGGAGCCGAAUCGAGGAGAAUGAGAGUGCUGGCACGGGAGGGGGGAUACUCAUACAAGAGUUUUCCAAAGUGACUAUGACGAACUGUGACUGUGUGAACAACAGAGCAUCCACAGGGGGUGGUUGUCUCUGCCUCCUAGCCAACGCCACGGCCCACCUCUCCUCCUCCCGCCUCCAUCUCAACCGAGCCACCAGCGAAGGGGGCGCAGCCCGAAUCAGCGGUGCAGCCACUCUCUCCCUGCUCUCCUGCAACGUCUCUCAAAACACUGCCCCCUGGGGAGGCGCUGUGUGGGUGGAGAUGGAAGCAAGGCUCCAAGCGGAAAACAACAUGGUGUUUUCCGGGAACCGGGCGGAUUAUAUGGGGGGCGUGGUGUACGCGACGCAUGUAUCGGAUGUGACUGUAUCGAAUAGUUAUUUUCUUGGGAAUUACGCGCUGCAUGGGGGUGCGAUCGCGGCCGAAGCCGAGGCGAACGUCACGGCGGUUGACUCGGGGUUUUCUGGGAAUGCUGUAUCUGCGGUGCUGCUGCAAGGGCUGGCUGAUGGGCGCUUCACCAGAUGUACCUUCUCCCGGAACAGGAACCCAGCAGGGAAAGGUGGCGCGCUGCGAUUGGCCGACGGGGUUGCUGCGGUGGUGGAGGGGAGCAGGUUCGAGGGGAACGUGGCUGAGCUAGGCGGAGGCUUGGCGGUUGAUGGGCAGGCUCGGUUGGACCUAACCUCAGGUUCGGUAUUCAGUGGGAAUUCCGCUCAGGUGGGGGCAGGUGCGGCGUUUGUAGGGACAGCAAUUGUGAAUGUAUCGGGAUGUGCUUUCAAGGGGAAUAAUGCGAGUGUGGCGGGUGGGGGAGUGGCUGUGCUAGAGCAGGCGUCAGGAGGGGUGGGAGGGAGCGAGUUCAGUGGAAACUAUGCAGUGCUGGGCGGUGCGGGGAUGUAUGUGCUGCGAUCGCCUCUGGGGACCUCAGAGAACGGGGGAACAGCAGGAGCAGCAGGGGCGGCAGGGGUGGCAGGCACUGCUGCUGGAGCAGGAGGCUCAGGUGGAAAGUCAGGUGGAGGGCGCCAGUUGCAGCAGCAGGGGCAGCAGCCGGGGCGGCUGGUAGUGCGGCAGUUGGGCUUUGAGGGCAACAGUGCGCUGUACCGGCAGGCUGCAGCGUUCUUUGAGGCCACCACUCACGGUCAGCUGCGCUCGCAGUGCGAGGGGUGUGCGUUCCGAGGGGCGGGGGACACCCAGGGCACCAUGCCCGCUGGCUUCUCCAUCAAGUGGCCGGGCAGGGAGGAAGAUUCAAGCAUGGUGAAUGCAAGGGGGGAAACCUUUGUGGUGCGGGCGGCAGUGGGGGCGCGCAUAGAGGGGCUGCAGGUGCUUGUCCUGGACGCCCUCAACCAGAGCGUGGCGCAGGACAGCACGUCUCUGGCUGCCGUCUCGCCUGAUAGUAGGAUCAGUGGCGAUUUGAGGGGCACUGCUGCCAAUGGGAUCAUCACCAUUCCUUCAAUUGGUAUCCAGGUCACGCCAGAGGAAGCCCAGUCGUUCGAGGUCACUGUGAUCCUCUCCUCGCCUGCCAACGCCUUCCCGGCCGUGACCCGUGGCUUCAACAUCUCCUUUUGUUCCGCGGGCGAGUUCCUCAACGCGACCUCGCUCACUUGUCAGGACUGUCUGGUUGGGCACUGGUGCGAGGCGGGGCAGCCCAUGCAGCCCUGUCCAGACGGCUUCUUCUCAUUCUACCCGCGAGCCACCACCCCCUCCCAAUGCACCGCCUGCACCGAUGACAACCUCGACUGCACCUACGGCAUCCUCACCGUGGGGUACCAGAGCUGGCUGGACCUGCAGUCGCUGAAUAACACCCCUACCACGUACAGCUGUCUGGUGGCGGAUGGGUGUGUGGGGUAUGAGUACAACCAGCAGUGGGGGCAGACCACCCCGCAGGGGGACAUGAUCCAAUGCCAACAGGGCUACGACGAAAGCAUUCCCACGUGUGCAGGGUGUGAGGACGGCUACUUCCUCGUGCUCCAGCAGUGCACUCAGUGCAGCAGCACUCUCACAAGGGUAUUCCCACUCCUCCUCAUCCUGGUCAUCCUAGCAUGGAUGGGAAUGAACAUUCUCGCCGACACAUUCAGCAGCAUGGACAUUUUCCUGAACGACCUGCAGCUGCUAGUCAUGAUCGCCUCUUUCAACCUCAAUUACCCGGAUCGCUGGGUGCAGACGCUCGUGAAAAUCUACAACUUUGCAGUAUUUGACCCGGACGCCAUAGGCCCGCAGUGCAUAUUCAACUACACCUUCAUCUCCAAGUUCUACCUGGGCAUCUUCAUCCCCGUUAUAGGCCUCUUCGUUUACGCGCUGCUGUACGCGCGGCACCGCUGGUGGGGCGGCACGACCUGGUCGCACAUCUACUCGUGGACCCGCGGGCCCAACCCGCAGGCGCGCCUCAUGCGCUCAGUCACGCGGCGGCGGGCUUAUAACGAGUAUGAGAACUCGAUCGUGCACGCGUCGCUCAAGUGGCUGGACCUCUGCUACGUCUCGGUGAUGGUCCGCGUGCUGUCAGUGUACAAGUCAAUGACAGUGGGAGACGCAGUGCUGAUGGCAGCAGCGCCACAGAUAGCAUGGUUCUCAUCGGCGCACAUCGGCAUGUUCACCGUGUCGCUGCUCGUCUCUAUCAUCUACCUCCUCGGCCUUCCCCUCUUCUUCGCCUUCCUGCUGCUCGAUGCACACGCCUCCGAUGCCCUUUCCUCCAACCUCUUCCGACAAAGAUUUGGUUGGCUCACAGAGCGAUACAAGCGCGAAUUCUGGUGGUGGCAUCUGGUGACAAUGGUGCUGCGCCUGGUUCACGCCCUGGUACUCGUGUUCUUGCAGCAAGACACUCGCGCCCAGAUUGUCAUAAUCCUCCUGCUACAAGCCCUAAGGAUCGGAUCACAGUACAAGUCCUUGCCGCUCGCCUCCCUUUCCCUCGGUUGUCUCCAGGCCUUCCUCUCCUUGAGCCACUUCUUCUUCACCCUCGGCCUGCUCUGCUUUAACUACAUCAAAAUCCCUCCCCGCCUUCUCCCAGGCCGUCUUCGCGCUCUCCUCCCUCCUCAUGCCUUCCCCACUGCCCUUUCUCCUGCCUCCCGUCCCCUUUGGCAGAUUGUCAUAAUCCUCCUGCUACAAGCCCUAAGGAUCGGAUCACAGUACAAGUCGUCGCCGCUCGCCUCCCUUUCCCUAGAUUAUCUCCAGGCCUUCCUCUCGCUGGGCCACUUCUUCUUCACCCUCGGUCUCCUCUGCUUCAACUACAUCAAACUCCCCGCCUUCUCCCAGGCUGUCUUUGCGCUCUCCUCCCUCCUCAUCCUCGCUCCCGCUGCCUUCUCCCUCGUUUUCGAAGCAAUAAACAAGGACUUAGAAAUCGUGAAUCGGCAGCUGUUAAACCGAGUUUGGAAGGGCGAGCGGCGGAGAAAUAAAGCCAAGUAUGAUAAAAUGGACCCGUAUGACUUAGUCCCGCCGCAGGAGAUUUCCGCGUGGUUCCGCCCACACGUGGUCUUCCCGCUGCUCUUAGCUAAGCGUGCGCACGAGCGGAAACUUUUGCUGAAAGUCCGCGACCGCGUGCAGACGUGGGCAGGAGGAGCAGGAACAGGAGGAGGAGAAGGAGCAGCAGCAGCAGCAGCAGCAGCAGCAGCAGCAGGAGAAGGAGGAGGAGGAACCAACGCAGCAACGUCAGCGCAGCUGCUGUCAGCAAUGCCAUGGGCACCUCGCAUCGAGAGGCAUGUGAGCUGGGCGUCCUACGGCAGCAGCAGGGACUUCGACGGCAGCGCCUCCGGCCGAAACGCCGCCUCUGCUGCAGCUGCCGCCGCUGCUGCUGCUGCUGCUGCUGCUGCGUCGCCUGGGAUGUCUCCAUUCGCCCCUGCAACAGGGACUCCGGGUGGGGCUGGUCUCGCAAUGUCCCCGCUUUCUGGCAUGUCACCCAUACAUGGCAUGUCACCACUCUCAGGAGCAAACGGUGCUCUGGCUUCCAGCACGGUGCAUGGCAUGCAUGGUGCUGCUAGUGCUGCUGGUGCUGGCGGUGGGUCGCCCAUACACGGGGUGUCGUCGUCGCCGUCGCUGGCGCUGCAUGGCAUGUCGCCGCUUGCCCCAGCAGCAGCAGGAGGACCGGGUGCAUCCCCCCUGUCUCGUGUCUCGGGUCCUGGAACGGACGUGGAGGGAGGAGGAGAGUCCCCACUCUCAUGGGCGCUGCAAGGUGGAGGAGGAGGAGCAGGAGGAGGAGGGGCAGGAGGAGCAGGAGCAGGAGGAGGAGGAGGAGAAGGAGGGGGAGGAGGAGGAGAAGGAGGGGGAGGAGGCAUGGAGAAUGGAGGGAUGGGGCAAGAGAGGGCAGAGAGCAUCAAGGUGCAUGGGCUGGUGUCAUGGGCACAGGCAGGUAGCGAGGGUACUGGGGGUGGGGAGAAGUUUGAGAGGCUGGGUGGUGAUGGCGGGCAGGGAGGCCAUGGGGGAGGAGGAAGAAAUGGAGGAGGGAUCGAGGUUCAAAGAGAAGGGGAGGGGGUAGUGGAAGGCGAAGCAGGGGCAAGGGGCGGAGGAGGAGAGGGAGGAGCAGGGGGAGAAGCAGGGGGAGAAGCAGGGGGAGAAGGAGGGGGGGAGGGAGGGGGAGUGGAGUAUGUAGAAGCAAAGAUGAACAUGGCAGAGCUGACUCUCACCUUCCAGCGCCAUCUCUCUGUGCUCGUGCGCGCUGAGAAGACCAAGAAGGACGGGUCCCUGCGGCUGCUGCUGCAGUCCGAGUGCAUUCCGGACAUCCUCAGCUGGCUCACCAGCUCUGACUGCGCCCAGGCAGAUCAGAUGCUUUUAAGGGAGCUGGUGCUGGCUGUGCGGGUCGCAGCACUGGAAGAAACCGGUGGGCUGGACUGGUUCUGGGGCAUGCGGUGCUUCUACCGCGACCCGCAACCCUCCUCUCUCCCUUCCCCCAUCCACACAACCCACACACCCCCUCCACUGCAGCGCCCAGGCGGAUCAGAUGCUUUUAAGGGAGCUGGUGCUGGCGGCGGAUCAGAUGCUUCUAAGGGAGCUGGUGCUGGCGGUGCGAGUGGCCGCACUGGAAGAGACCGUGCCCAGGCGGAUCAGGUGCCUCAAAGGGAGCUGGUGCUGGCGGUGCGAGUGGCCGCACUGGAGGAAACCGGAGGGCUGGACUGGUUCCGCGGCGUGCGGUGCUUCUACCCACCCCUCAACCCCCUCCAUUUGCACCCCUCGUCCCCCCCACUCUGUCUCCCUUAUCGGGUGCAGCGCCCAGGAGCUAGUUUUGGCAGUGCGGGUUGCAGCAUUGGAGGAGACCGGAGGGCUGGACUGGUUCCGCGGCAUGCGGUGCUUGUGCUCACCCCUCUCCUCUCCCUCCUUACUGGAUGCAGCGCCCAGGCAGAUCAGAAGCUGCUGAGGGAGUUGGUGCUGGCGUGUCCAGGCAGAUCAGAUGCUGCUGAGGGAGUUGGUGCUGGCGGUGCGAGUAGCAGCUCUGGAGGAGACUGGCAGACUGGACUGGUUCCCGCCCAGGCAGAUCAGAUGCUUUUAAGGGAGCUGGUGCUGGCAGUGCGAGUGGCAGCUCUGGAGGAGACAGGUGGGCUGGACUGGUUCCGCGGUGUGCGGUGCUUGUACUCACUCCUCCCAAUCCUUCCUUUCUCCCUUCGCCUCUGCAGCGCCCAGGCGGAUCAGAUGCUUUUAAGGGAGCUGGUGCUGGCGGUGAGAGUGGCAGCGUUAGAAGAGACCGGCGGGCUGGACUGGUUUCGCGGUGUGCGGUGCUUCUAUCGCAACCGGUUCGCGUUCGUUAACAAGGGGGGGAGCAAGGGGAAGGGGGGGAAGGGUGGGGAGGGGGGGAAGAGCGGGGGAAAGGCCAAGGGUUUGGAGGGGGGGACGGGUGGGGGGGAGAACGGUCGGGGGGGGGGAGAACAGUCGGGCUGGUGA